This is a messenger RNA of Lachnellula hyalina, 1014 nucleotides long. Its product is annotated as Carboxylesterase. The coding region runs from base 1 to 1014 and encodes 337 amino acids. Lineage: Eukaryota; Fungi; Ascomycota; Leotiomycetes; Helotiales; Lachnaceae. The record is from RefSeq and is a predicted model, not a curated record. Gene Ontology annotation, molecular function: hydrolase activity. The transcript has a single exon.
AUGGCUCCGAUAAUUAUCCUCAAAGAGCCACCUGCCCUCGACCCGGCAUGGCUAGCUCACGAAAGAACUGCAAAUCUGCUAGCCCCCAAACCCAUCACCACAGACCCAACAGAGCGGCAAAGAAUAUACAGCGAAACAUGCAAAGCACGCAACACCUCUCUCCUCUCCAACCAAGACAAAGCCCUCAAUGACGGAAUUUUCAUUCAAGACUCCUUCAUCAAAGCACUAGAAGAGAACCACUCAAUUCCAAUCAGAUGCUACAGCUCAAACUCCCCACACGACCCCGAAAGUAAAGCAGCACAAAACACAAUAAUAUACUACCACGGCGGCGGUCUCACAGUCGGCGACCUAGACAGCGAAGACCUCUCCUGCCGCCGCAUCAGCAAGACCCUACAAUGCACCGUCUACUCCAUCGCCUACAGACUCAUGCCCCAACACAGCGCCGACGACGCCCUAGCCGAUGCUCUUACCGCAUUUCGCCACAUCUCCCAAACCCCCCAACUCACAAACGGGAAACUCGUACUUGUAGGCAGUUCAUCAGGCGGCCAACUAGCUGCUCAAGUUUCGCAAUUCGCGCGCAGGGGUAAUGGCGAAUCAGGGGAAAGUACUUGUAGAGUUGAUGGAGUACUACUCCGUUGCCCGGUCACAUGUGAUGCAGCGAAUCUCCCAGCAAGGUUUAGGGAUGCUCAUGUUUCGAUGGAUGUUGCGUUUCAUACGAGUUUGCUUUCUGCACCUGCGCUGACAGUGGAGAAUCGCACGGUGGAGAAGUUGCCGCUUGAAGAGGAGGGUUUAAGGGGGCUGCCGAGACAUUGGGUGCAGGUGUGUACGAAUGAUGUUUAUUAUUCGGAUGGGGUUUGUUAUGUAGAGGCAUUGAGGGAGCAGGGGGUAGAUGUUAGGGUGGAUAUGGUGGUGGGAUGGCCGCACACUUUUUGGUUGAAGGCACCCAGAUUGGAGAGGGCUGUUGAAGCGGAGAGGGAUAUGGUUGAGGGGUUGAGGUGGUUGUUGGAGGGUUAA